GCCACAGAAUCACAACAUAGAUGGAUUGUGGUUGACAGUUGCAUUCAUCUGAACAUAUAUCCGCGUUUCAUCCCAAUCUGUAAUACUUAAAGUUGCCUUCAAUACAUCAAGAAGGCAAGAAUUUUAUCGAAGAAAUGGUUGAACCAAUAUUCGAGUAUCAAUUCCGUCUGAUUUUAAUAGGAGACAGCACAGUUGGCAAAUCUUCCCUACUAAAAUAUUUCACAGAAGGAAAAUUUUCUGAGGUUUGUGAUCCUACAGUGGGAGUUGAUUUCUUUGCUAGGCUUAUUGAGGUGAAACCAGGCGUUCGUGUUAAGCUACAGCUUUGGGACACUGCAGGACAGGAACGUUUUAGGGCUAUUACAAAGUCAUACUAUAGAAAUUCUGUUGGAGCUCUGCUUGUCUAUGACAUUACGAAGCGUGUCAGCUUUGAGAAUCUCACAGGGUGGUUAGAAGAAGCAAGACAGCAUAUAGAACCCAACAAGGCAGUCUUUCUUGUAGUGGGACAUAAAGCAGAUGCUGAGGAAGACCGUCAGGUGACAACAAGAGAAGGAAAGCUUUUAGCAGAACACAAUGGCCUGAAGUUUCUUGAGACAUCUGCUGUAACUGGGUUGAAUGUAGAAGAGUGUUUUUUGACUGUUGCCAGAGAUGUUUAUGAACUUCUUGAACAAGGAAAGAUUACUGUGGAAGAGGGUUGGGAAGGUGUAAAGAAUGGAUAUGCACGCCCUAGAGAAACUUUUCAUGUAAUGGAAGGUGAACCAGAGGGUGGAGGAUGCUGUUAAAUUAUUUGAAGUAUUUGUGUAGUAUUUGUGAUAUUGGGUUUGUCAAAUGUUCGUGGUACUGUUCAUACAUGUACCAAGUUGUACAAGCAGUAUUUAUUUUUCACACUUGAGUCCUGUAUCCUAUUUAUGCAUACUGUAAAAGAAUCUGCUUUUUUAAAGUUCUACAGAAAUUUGUUUCAAGUUACUCAUUUCUAUAGAGGAAGUUAAGCUGAACUAUCCAAAGCAAGUAAUACUCAAAUGUAGCUUGAAACCAAGAGAACCUAGAUUACUCAUCAGUUCAAAAUAUGAUAUCAUGGUGAAACUUGGGCACUAUAACUGAAUGGUUUACUAUGGCUUUAAGUUCAAGCAUGUUAACUGAUGAAAGAUUUAUGGGCAUUGCCAGGUGCUUCAACUUAUCAACCAGAUAAUGCAAAAUGCCCAUGUGCUGUGUGUGGAAAUGCAUGUUCAGGUGUGUACAUCAAAUCCCUUACCAUAUAACAACAUAUCAUUUAAAGUUCAGUGAGUUACUGUAAAGGAAAAUAUUCAUAAGAUAUAACACUUUUGCAGAUAUAUUGCUGUACACAUUUACAAGGAUUGAUCUGGUUUUGCUUAGAUUAUAGGGUUAUACACAUUGCAGUGCACCAAUAUGUGCAAGUAUUUUAAUGCAGUGCAACAAGUUCAUGUUCAUAAUGAAUUUGUAUGGUAUGUACAGGGACUCUUGCUGAAUGCAGAUUUACAGACUAACACACCUCCUGGUGUUGAGUACAACUUAGAUAAGCUGUAUGCUGGAAACAAGAUAAGGUGUGUUAGUCUGUUAAUCUGAUUGCAUUCAGCAAGAGUCCCCAUGGAGUGAGUGCAUACUAGCAACAUUAUAAAUGGCCCUUUAGAUCAAAUAAUUACUCUUAGGAGUUUUUCAUGACUACCAUAAUGGUAUACCAAAGAGAUGUUCAUGUGUAAUGGUAUAGUUCACCAAAGUCCUUGAAUUCCUGUUUUUGAGUUUUUGAGAGUUUGACUACAUGUAGUGUGUUUGUUUAGUAAAGAUUGUAUUAUUGAUUGCAUAAUAAUGCAGAGUAAAUGAAAAGAGAUAAAAUGUUUGCUACCAUCUUGCUCUAAGACAAGUAGGAAUUUGUAUUCAGUUGCAUAAUUUAAGUAUGAACAGCUAGAUACAUUUGGACAGAGGCAGACAGGGACAUGCUCUGUGUGGAUAGUGUACUUCAUGCAUGCUUCAAACCCUAUAUUAAGAAAGUUAACUGUGUCAGACCCACUUCAUCCCACUGAACUGGCUUUUGGCGUAACUUGUUAUAAAAAGUUGAUAUAUUUCCUGGCUUGGAUAGGAAAAAUCUGAGAAGGCUGAAGUUCAGAUUGUGUGAUGACUGUUGUAAAUGGGAAGGAAAUAGUUUUCCUGUAUACAGCUUUUGUUACCUUUGAAAGAAUGUUUUAUUGAAUAGGUUAUUUUGUAACUCUCAAAAUUACAAACAGGAAGUAUUGACAAGGAACCUAAAGUAAUGUUUUUCUCAAGGUUUAUGCCAAAUGUUUUUUCCUGGUUUUUAUAGUAAAUUAAGAUAAUGUAGGUAAUCUCUUUAGCUGAAUGCAAAGUUGAUGGUCUAUAAUGGCAUUUGGACUUGUAAAUAAUUGCACAGUGCACAGCCCACAUGGGUGUCCCAUGUAGAUAUUUUGAAUUUUUUUAUACAACGAUAGUGCAAUAGGUCAUGUAUUAUGAGUACAUUUGUUUAUUAUUUAUUAUAUUGUUAUUUAGGUUUUGAACCUAUCUUGUAUUUAUUGUCACAGCUUACAUUUUCGAAGUCCAUCAUGCACAGUAAUUGUUAGCCCAGGAAGUAUGUGUUAUCUUGUUUAAUCUUAUAUAAAGAUAUUGUGGAGUGUACAAUGGAUGUUGUAUGAAAUGUUAACAGACAUCAAAUGUUAAUUGGACAUAAUACGUCAUUAACUUUUUUGUGGGGGGGGAGGGGGGGUUGGUAGAGAUGGUCAUUCAAAUUCAAACAUAUUACUAUCGUAUACCUAAUUUUACAAAAAAAUCCUUGUCCUCCUUGAUGAAAAAUUUCUAUUGCUUUUAAGCUUAAUUUUGUGAUAUGAUUUUGUCUUUCAAAAAAGUGCCACAUUUUUUGUCUUAUUAUUGUUUUCCACCUUACCUUUUAUCUUUUAAGAGUAAAAAUUACGUAAGUACAUAGUUUUGCAAUUGGCUUUCUAAGUUUCAUUACCUAGUGCAUUUUAGGCUGCAUUCAGAACAGUGGAUUAACUAGUCCGAGGGUCAAAUGUGGCCAACCCACUUGAAUACUUCCCCAAGAGCUAAUUAGACGGCACGUUUUUUAGUGGGUCCCCAUAUUUGACCCACGGGCCAGUUAGACCCCAUUCCCAGAGAUUAGAUCGACCUAACUCCCUGGGGGUUCACGCUAAAUAGCUGUCAGCCGAGCGGGCA
Molecule: messenger RNA, 3192 nt
Organism: Lingula anatina
Lineage: Eukaryota; Metazoa; Brachiopoda; Lingulata; Lingulida; Lingulidae
Product: ras-related protein Rab-39B
Molecular function (GO): GTPase activity; GTP binding
Source: RefSeq, a predicted model, not a curated record